AUGGUGUACAUACACUUGACAGCGCUGUUACUCCUGGCCGUUCCGGUCAACGCCUUCCUCUUCCCAUCAUUAGGUGGGGGCGGAGACUGCGGCGGUGGCUGUGGUGAUCUUUUUCAACUAUUUUAUUUUCUAGUUGAAAAAUUAUUAGAAAUCAGAAUUUUUAUCGCACCUUCGAAAGUAUUUUUUUUCACACUCACGCACUUUUCGGUUGUUUAUUUUUCAGUGACUUUCCAGUUUUCAGAUAAUUUUAGUGAACGAAGUUUUCAGAUUUACUUGAAAAAAAAAAUCAACAUACAAAAAUCAGAGCCUGGAAAAAGUUUUGCAUAAACACUUUCAUUUUUCAGGAGGAGGCGGCGGUUGCGGCGGUGGCUGCGGCGGCGGAGGUCAGAAUUUUCUCCGAAUUUAUUAUUUUUUUAAAAACGUUUAUUCCGAAAGUUUGAAAAAUCUUCCGCUUAAGUUGAAAAAAAUUACUUGAAACCCAGAACUUAUGAGCUUCACUACAAGGUAGAUUCUAAACGAGAAAUGCUGGAAAAUGAUUUUUAUUGACACUUUUCACUCAUUACGGUUGUCUAGACUACUAAACUUUCGGCCUGCCGAGUCACAAAUUGAGUUCGAUCAAGAUAUUCAAAACUGAACAAAAAUUCUUCAGGAGGCUGCGGCGGAGGCUGCGCUCCACCACCACCACCUCCUUGCGGCGGCGGCUGCGGAGGUCAGCCUUUUUUCUUGAAAUAGAUUUUAAAUAACCAGGAUCGCCAGUUGAAACAAGCGACUGUCUUUUUGAAAAGAAACCUCAUAAAUUACUCAGUUUUUGAGUUUUUCCAUGUUUUUCAUAUACGUAAUUGAACGUUUUCUACGAGCUUAUGACUUUUUCUACGGAAUAAAUAUAAGCUCCAAAGAAAUUUUGAUUUUAUCGGCCUGUGUCUUUUGAAUUUUGACUCAAGCAGAUCUCAUUCUCCAAGAAAGAGCUUCAGGAGGCGGCGGCGGCUGCGGCGGAGGCUGUGCUCCACCUCCACCCCCACCUCCACCUUGCGGCGGUGGAUGCGGAGGUUCGAACUUUCAUAAAUUACCUCAUUGCUCAUGUUAACUAAUUGCUACUCAGGAGGCGGCGGCGGUUGCGGCGGAGGCUGCGCUCCACCACCACCCUCUGACUGCGGCGGAGGCUGCGGAGGUAGUUAACUUCUUUAUUCUUUUUCAAAAUAAUCUCGAUCAAAGUAUACCUAUUGAAAAUGAUUCGAAACGGUCUGGCUUGUCUGCGACCUCUUUUCUCUCAAAAUAGGAAGAGAAGAAAAAGAGAGUGCAGGCGGACCUGAACUUUUCAAGUCUACAAAAGCUUGAGAAUAUACUUUAGUAGCUUUUCUUCCAGAAGACGUUGAUUUUUCUAAAAUUGAGCCAAUGUGGCGGAUCCGAAUCUCAACAUAGGAAGAAAGGAAUUUCAGAAAAACCUGAUUAUUUUGAGUCUACAAAGCCUUAAGAAUAUACUUCAAGUGGCUUUUCUUCUAGAAGAAAUUGAUUGGUCUGAAAUUGAGCCACCUCAGAAUAGUCAAAAACGAACAAAUCGCCAUUUUUCGGCAUUUUUCAUAAUUGAACUCGUCCAAAUCUACGAAUGGUUCAGGAGGAGGCGGCGGCGGCGGCUGCGGCGGAGGAUGUGCACCACCUCCACCACCACCAUCACCUUGCGGCGGCGGAUGCGGAGGUCCGUCUUUUCCCUUCUUGAUGCAGCUUUUCCUCUCAAACGAUUCAAAGAAGCUUCUUCAGGCGGCGGCGGCGGAGGCUGCGGAGGAGGCUGCGCAGCUGGACCACCACCCGCUCCAUCUUGCGGAGGAGGAUGCGGAGGUCAGCAUUUUCAACGGCUAUGACUAAAUUUAGGCGUUUCUUUCGAUAAAUUUGUGAAAAUUAGAAAUAUGGUUGAAAUUCCUGGCUGAAAGCAGUCUACCGUCUUACUAAAUUCGUCGUAAAAUGGGCAAAAAAAAAUUUUCUUUUUCGAAAAACUAAGUGAUUUGACCAUCUGACAGAGUGUUCUACAGGCUGAUACAAGAUUCAAUAGAAUAACAGUUUUUAUAGAAGGCUUGGAUUCAGAAUUCUGACCAAGAUUCAGUUUUUUCUUUCCGAAUAAACCCAAAAAAAACUUCUGCAGGAGGCGGCGGCGGCGGCGGAGGCUGCGGAGGAGGAUGCGGCGGCGGUGGACCAGCUCCAGCUCCAUCUUGCGGCGGUGGAGGCGGCGGCGGCGGUUACGCUGUUGCUCCAUCCGGUGGAGGCUGCGGAGGAGGAGGCGGCGGCGGCGGCGGCGGAUACGCCACAGCUCCUUCUGGAGGCGGCGGAGGCUACGCUACGGCUCCAGGAGGCGGCGGCGGAGGAUAUGCUACUGCUCCAGGAGGAGGAGGCGGCGGAUACGCUACUGGUUAGUUUCAGCAGAAUCAUUUUUUGAAAAUCAGCACAGUUUGAGCCAUGUGCUUGAAACAGAAAAUAAGGUUUUUUUUUUCUAAAAAUUUGGGAGAUUCUUAUCCGAUGUAGCAGUAAGAAGCCCUGAAAGUAUCAACCUAAAUACCUUCUCAGUCACGAUUUAAAAAAAAAUGAUUCCUUGGAAAAAACAGAACCUUCUUCGUUCAAAUAAAAGAAAAGCGAAAAUGUGGCGAACUUUGAAAUGAUUGAGAUUUUCAGCUGGAGGAGCUGGAGGAGGCUACGCUGCUCCACCUCCACCACCACCACCCCCAAGCUAUGCUUCUUCAGGAGGCGGAUACGCUUCUUCUGGAGGCGGCGGCGGAUAUGCUGCUCCAGGAGGAGGAGGCGGAUAUGCUCAAGGUUGGGAUUCAAUCCGGAAUGUUGAAAAUAGAUUGAUGAAUCGAUAAACAAAAGACUUAUUUCAUUUGCUUUUAAGUUUUGGACUCGUAGAGUUGUAAGAAAUAGAACCCUUUCUUCUAUUUUUCAGAAACCUUUCUGAAAAUCCACGAUCAAAUAUGAAGACAACCUAACUGAUUUCAAAUGGUUUUUGUAAAAAUUUCUGAACCAGUUCACGUCUAAAUAUAAAUAUUUCAAAGCAUGGAAAAUAGCAAAAUAUCCAUUUUUUCAGGAGGAGGCGGCGGCGGUGGCUACGCCCAGCAAGGUAGUUUCAAUGAAAAAUUUUGGUCACAAAUUCCAAAAAAAGGACCUAAAGAACUAACUAUUAUCAAAAAUUUUCAGGAGGAGGCGGCGGCGGAGGCUACGCUCAGCAAGGUACUUUAGUUCUGGAAACUGACAAAAAACAAUUAUUUGAUUGUAGGAGGCGGCGGCGGCGGAUACGCUAGCGGUGGAAGCGGCGGCGGAGGCUAUGCCGCUGGAGGAAGCAGCGGAGGCGGAUACAGCCAAGGAGGCGGCGGCGCCGGAGGCUACAGCCAAGGAGGAGGCGGCGGCGGCGGUAAGGCUUUCAGGAUGCUUUUCGGGGUUGAACUGGAAUUGAAAAGGAAGAUAAUUUAAGCCUGCUGUCUCUUAUAAAAUUUCACGAACGCUACCAGAAAUUCCAGGUAGAUAUUUUUGAUAACCGCUACCUGAUCCAAUUUUUAGAUUUCUGGAUGAUUUUUUGAAUUAAAUUUUUUCAAGAAUUCAGGUCAUUUUUUGUGUUAUAUGGAAACUUUGAAAAAUCACUUCAAAAAUAAAAUCCUCAGUAAUCCAUAACAUUCAUGAAUUCGACUUCGGAUCUCAGAAAACACCUGUUUUAAAGUUUUCAACGUUCUCUAAUGUACUAGGUACAGAAAACGGUCUCCCAAAUCUAACUCUCCCCAAAAAACUCCUUCCAUGACUUUCUCAACUUCUUAAUUAGGAUCGCAGGAAUUUCUCUAAAAACUUCCGCUUGCAGGCUACCAACAAUCGGCGGCUCCUCCACCUCCACCGCCACCUCCCCCAGCGCCAGCGGCGCCAUCCGGCGGCGGCGGCGGCUACCAGGAGCAGCAAUCCGUGGGUGGUUCCUCCUAUUCCGAAGGCGUUCGUUUGCGGCUUUUCCGACACCGACAAAUUUGAGAAAAGAAAACGCCUUGCCAAUUGUCCUGUAUAUAAAUGUCACAUCAACGUCUUCGUCUACGCUAACGCAACGCAGAAAAAAAAAAUUGCAACACACGAAAAAAUGGCAUGUUUUUUUUUAAAAAUCCCCAGCAUGUUCAAAGGAAUGCCAGAAUAAUAUUUUGAAAAAAAAGCUUAGCAUGAGAACUGACUAUUACCACAACAAUAGAGCUGCAACAAAGAAACGCCGGAAACGGAACAAAACUUCUCAGUUGAAAACUUCUAUUUUUAAUUCAAACGCAUCUGAAUUCGAAAACAUGUAGCCUUUGCGAUUUUCAAACUUUCCAGGCUCCAGCUCCAGCACCGGCUCCAGCUCCAGCUCCCCCACCGCCACCGCCACCGCCACCAGCUCAAGCUCCAGCUCCAUCUGGCGGCGCCUAUCAAGGCGGAGCUCCAUCAGGAGGAGCAGAAGCAGCAGCCCCUAGCGGUGGCAGUUACCAAGGAGGUGCUUCUCAAUCGUCCGGAGGCUAUCAAGGUGGAGCUCCGUCCGGAGGAGCAGAAGCAGCCGCUCCUAGCGGUGGCAGUUACCAAGGAGGUGCUUCUCAAUCGUCCGGAGGCUACCAAGGAGCAGCUCCAUCUGGAGGAGCACCUAGUGGCGGCCGCUAUCAGGGUGCUGCCAAAGGAGGAGAGUCAGCCCCGGCCGGAGGAACCUAUCAAGGAGAAUCUGCGCCAUCUGGAGGUGAAUCGGCUGGCUACCAAGGAGGAAACGCCUCCGGAGCUGAACAAGUGGCUGCGGCCUCAGGAGAAAGCGGCUAUCAAGGCGGAGAAUCUCCGGCCGGCGCCAACUACGACCAAGCCACCGAAGAAGCUGAAGAGUACGAGGGAGGAAGCCAAUUCCGACAUAGACGCUUCUCGAAGAAUCGUUUCGGAGACAGCACGCCUUGCAACUCUUCCGAGCUCAACAAAAUCAUUCGACAGGUGAGAGAUGAGAACUUCCGUUUUCUAUCAAAAACAUGAUAUUCAGGGUCUGACUACUGACGCACAGUCUUCGACGCAGAAGAUUGCGUCACGCGUCAGCGACAACUUCUACGUCGCUUGCGGCGAGAACGUCGCCCCACUCUCCGACGAACACCGCGAACACUGCUACGUUCGCUCGCAGCACUUUGGCUGCUACGUCAUUCGCAAGCUCCACUAA
Molecule: messenger RNA, 5164 nt
Organism: Caenorhabditis auriculariae
Lineage: Eukaryota; Metazoa; Nematoda; Chromadorea; Rhabditida; Rhabditidae
Source: the annotation of a GenBank genome assembly